AUGGUGUUAUCGUCAUUAAAAGGAGAGCGUGGAGAUGUGGAACUGAGGACUGUGGGUAGACAGAUCCACGGUAAGGUGCUUAUCAAAGAGUUGGCAUUGAAAGAUAUGGAGCACGAUAUAAAGAUCGAGACUCCUAUGACCUUGGAGGAAAUGAUCAAUUCCUUAAGUGAGGUAGAGAAACAGGAGAUGAGGGCUUUUCGGUUUCAGCAACUCCAACUUUUGAAGGAUGCCUUUAAUCAGCUCGUAGAGAGGCUUGAUUCUAAUGUUAGAUUAGAAUGUAUACCACUUUAUCUUGAGGAAAAUAAGAACAGUUUUGUGGAUAGCGAAGAUUACAUGGCCCUUCGCAUGUAUGUCCCUAUUAUGAAAGAAUUGUUUGCCAGAAAUGGGGAUAUCGGUGAAGAUUGGUUGUCAAGUAGAAAAGUAAAAUCUGUCUUAUUUUUUGUUGUAUGUGGAGUUACACAGAGCAUGCGCAUGACUAGUAUCGUGGAUAUCAAUGAAGAUGUGCUUCACCAAUGGUGGAGGUGCAUAAAACUAGUGGACUGGUGGCUUCAAAAUUCAGUUCAUGAACAAUCAUUUGAAGUUAGUGAUAGAAGCUUACUUUGGUCUUGA
Messenger RNA from Dovyalis caffra, 609 nucleotides. NCBI's taxonomy places the organism in Eukaryota, Viridiplantae, Streptophyta, Magnoliopsida, Malpighiales, Salicaceae. The record is from the annotation of a GenBank genome assembly.